AUGAGCUCUGAUGCUGAGAUGGCUGUUUUUGGGGAGGCUGCUCCUUACCUCCGAAAAUCUGAAAAGGAGCGUAUUGAGGCCCAGAACAAGCCCUUUGAUGCCAAGUCAUCAGUUUUUGUGGUGGAUGCUAAAGAGUCUUUUGUGAAAGCUACAGUGCAAAGCAGAGAAUCAGGGAAGGUGACAGUCAAGACUGAAGGUGGAACUACUGUAACAGUAAAAGAUGACCAAGUCUACCCUAUGAACCCUCCCAAAUAUGACAAGAUUGAAGAUAUGGCCAUGAUGACUCACUUACAUGAACCUGCUGUUCUAUAUAACCUCAAAGAGCGUUAUGCAGCCUGGAUGAUCUAUACAUACUCAGGCUUGUUCUGUGUCACAGUUAACCCCUAUAAGUGGUUGCCUGUGUAUAAUGCAGAGGUGGUGGCUGCCUACAGAGGCAAAAAGCGACAGGAGGCCCCACCCCACAUCUUCUCCAUCUCUGACAAUGCCUAUCAGUUCAUGCUGACUGAUCGAGAGAACCAGUCUAUCUUGAUCACUGGAGAAUCUGGUGCAGGGAAGACUGUGAACACCAAGCGUGUCAUCCAGUACUUUGCAACAAUUGCAGUUACUGGGGAUAAGAAGAAGGAGGAGGCUCCCUCUGGCAAAAUGCAGGGGACUCUGGAAGAUCAAAUCAUCAGUGCCAAUCCUCUUCUGGAGGCCUUUGGCAAUGCCAAGACUGUGAGGAAUGACAACUCUUCUCGAUUUGGUAAAUUCAUCAGAAUCCACUUUGGUACCACAGGAAAAUUAGCAUCUGCUGAUAUUGAAACAUAUCUUCUGGAGAAGUCUAGAGUUACUUUCCAGUUGAAGGCAGAAAGAAGCUACCAUAUUUUUUAUCAAAUUAUGUCCAACAAGAAGCCUGAUCUAAUUGAGAUGCUCCUGAUCACCACUAACCCUUACGAUUAUGCCUUUGUCAGUCAAGGAGAGAUUACAGUCCCCAGCAUUGAUGACCAAGAAGAGCUAAUGGCCACAGAUAGUGCCAUUGACAUUCUUGGAUUUACAUCUGAUGAAAGAGUAUCCAUCUAUAAGCUCACAGGGGCUGUGAUGCACUAUGGAAACAUGAAAUUUAAGCAGAAGCAGCGAGAGGAGCAAGCUGAGCCAGAUGGCACCGAAGUUGCUGAUAAAGCAGCCUAUCUCCAGAGCCUGAACUCUGCUGAUCUUCUCAAAGCUCUAUGCUACCCCAGAGUCAAGGUUGGCAAUGAAUAUGUCACCAAAGGCCAGACUGUGCAGCAGGUAUACAACUCAGUGGGUGCUCUGGCCAAAGCCAUGUAUGAGAAGAUGUUCCUGUGGAUGGUCACCCGCAUCAAUCAGCAACUGGACACCAAGCAACCCAGACAGUACUUCAUUGGGGUCUUGGACAUCGCAGGCUUUGAGAUCUUUGAUUUCAACAGCCUGGAGCAGCUGUGUAUCAACUUCACCAAUGAGAAACUGCAACAGUUUUUCAACCACCACAUGUUCGUGCUGGAGCAGGAGGAAUACAAGAAGGAAGGCAUUGAAUGGGAGUUCAUUGACUUUGGGAUGGACCUGGCUGCCUGCAUUGAGCUCAUUGAAAAGCCUAUGGGCAUCUUCUCCAUCCUGGAAGAGGAGUGCAUGUUCCCCAAGGCCACUGACACCUCCUUCAAGAACAAGCUGUAUGAGCAGCAUCUUGGAAAGUCCAACAAUUUCCAGAAGCCCAAACCUGCCAAAGGCAAGGCUGAGGCCCACUUCUCGCUGGUCCAUUAUGCUGGCACUGUGGACUACAACAUUGCUGGUUGGUUGGACAAGAACAAGGACCCCCUGAAUGAGACUGUUCUUGGGCUGUACCAGAAGUCACCAAUGAAAACUUUGGCAUACCUCUUCUCUGGGGCAGCAGCAGCUGCUGAAGCAGAGUCUGGUGGUGGUGGAAAAAAAGGAGCUAAGAAGAAGGGUUCCUCUUUCCAGACUGUGUCUGCUCUCUUCAGGGAGAAUUUGAACAAACUGAUGACAAAUCUAAGAAGCACUCAUCCCCACUUUGUACGCUGCCUUAUCCCCAAUGAAACCAAGACUCCUGGGGCCAUGGAACAUGAACUUGUCCUUCACCAGCUGAGGUGUAAUGGUGUGCUAGAAGGUAUUCGUAUUUGCAGAAAGGGAUUCCCAAGCAGAAUUCUUUAUGCAGACUUUAAGCAGAGAUACAAGGUAUUAAAUGCAAGUGCAAUACCUGAAGGACAAUUCAUUGAUAGCAAGAAGGCUUCUGAAAAGCUCCUUGGCUCCAUUGACAUCGAUCACACACAGUACAAAUUUGGUCACACAAAGGUCUUUUUCAAAGCUGGUCUUCUGGGACUCCUAGAGGAGAUGAGAGAUGAAAAGUUAGCCCAACUUAUUACACGAACCCAAGCCAUGUGCAGAGGGUAUUUGGCAAGAGUGGAAUACCAAAAGAUGGUGGAGAGAAGAGAGUCCAUUUUCUGCAUCCAGUACAAUGUUCGUGCCUUCAUGAAUGUAAAGCACUGGCCCUGGAUGAAAUUAUACUUCAAAAUCAAGCCCCUUCUUAAGAGUGCAGAGACAGAGAAGGAGAUGGCCAACAUGAAGGAAGAAUUUGAAAAAGCCAAAGAAAAUCUUGCAAAAGCUGAGGCCAAAAGAAAAGAGCUAGAAGAAAAAAUGGUAGCUCUGAUGCAAGAGAAAAACGACUUGCAACUCCAAGUGCAAUCUGAAGCUGAUUCCUUGGCUGAUGCAGAGGAAAGAUGUGAUCAACUGAUCAAGACCAAAAUCCAGCUAGAGGCCAAAAUCAAAGAGGUGACAGAGAGAGCUGAGGAUGAAGAAGAGAUUAAUGCUGAGUUGACUGCAAAGAAAAGGAAACUGGAAGAUGAGUGUUCAGAACUGAAGAAAGAUAUAGAUGAUCUUGAACUUACACUGGCCAAAGUGGAAAAGGAGAAACAUGCCACAGAAAAUAAGGUAAAAAACCUCACAGAAGAGAUGGCAGGUCUGGAUGAAACCAUUGCAAAGUUGACAAAAGAGAAGAAGGCCCUCCAAGAAGCUCACCAGCAGACCCUAGAUGACCUGCAAGCAGAAGAGGACAAAGUCAACACUCUGACAAAAGCCAAAAUCAAGCUUGAGCAGCAAGUUGAUGAUCUUGAAGGAUCAUUGGAACAAGAAAAGAAAAUUCGAAUGGAUCUUGAAAGAGCAAAGAGGAAAUUAGAAGGUGACCUAAAAUUGGCCCAAGAAUCCACAAUGGAUGUAGAGAACGACAAACAGCAGCUUGAUGAAAAGCUUAAAAAAAAAGAGUUUGAAAUGAGCAAUUUGCAAAGCAAGAUUGAAGAUGAGCAGGCUCUUGGCAUGCAGCUGCAGAAGAAGAUCAAGGAGUUACAGGCCCGCAUUGAGGAGUUGGAGGAGGAAAUCGAGGCAGAGAGGGCUUCCAGGGCUAAAGCCGAGAAGCAGCGCUCCGACCUCUCACGGGAACUGGAGGAGAUCAGUGAGCGACUGGAAGAGGCUGGAGGGGCAACUUCAGCCCAGAUUGAGAUGAACAAGAAGCGGGAAGCUGAGUUCCAGAAAAUGCGCAGAGACCUGGAGGAAGCCACCCUGCAACAUGAGGCCACUGCAGCCACCUUGAGAAAGAAGCAUGCGGACAGUGUGGCUGAGCUUGGGGAGCAGAUAGACAACCUGCAGAGGGUCAAACAGAAACUGGAGAAGGAGAAGAGUGAGAUGAAGAUGGAGAUUGAUGACCUUGCUAGUAACAUGGAUACCGUCUCCAAAGCUAAGGGAAACCUUGAAAAGAUGUGCCGUACCCUAGAAGACCAAGUGAGUGAACUUAAGACGAAGGAAGAAGAGCAACAGCGAUUGAUCAAUGACCUGACUGCUCAGAGAGGACGCCUACAGACAGAGUCAGGUGAAUAUUCACGCCAGCUUGAUGAAAAGGAUUCAUUAGUUUCUCAGCUCUCAAGGGGCAAACAAGCAUUUACACAACAAAUAGAGGAACUGAAAAGGCAGCUUGAAGAGGAGAUUAAGGCCAAAAGUGCCCUGGCCCAUGCACUGCAGUCCUCUCGUCAUGACUGUGACUUGCUACGUGAACAGUAUGAGGAGGAACAAGAAGCCAAGGCUGAACUACAGAGGGCAAUGUCCAAGGCCAAUAGUGAGGUUGCCCAGUGGAGGACCAAGUAUGAGACAGAUGCCAUUCAGCGCACAGAGGAGCUGGAGGAGGCCAAGAAGAAGUUGGCUCAGCGUCUACAAGAUGCUGAGGAACACGUAGAAGCUGUGAACGCCAAAUGUGCUUCAUUGGAAAAGACCAAGCAACGGCUCCAGAAUGAAGUGGAGGACCUUAUGAUUGAUGUAGAAAGAACAAACGCAGCUUGUGCAGCCCUCGACAAAAAACAAAGGAACUUUGAUAAGGUCCUGGCAGAAUGGAAACAGAAAUAUGAAGAGACUCAUGCUGAACUUGAAGCUUCCCAAAAGGAGUCACGGUCCCUCAGCACAGAGCUAUUCAAGAUUAAAAAUGCAUAUGAGGAAUCCUUAGACCAUCUUGAAACCUUAAAGAGAGAAAAUAAGAACUUGCAACAGGAGAUAUCUGACCUCACAGAACAGAUUGCAGAAGGAGGGAAACGUAUCCACGAGCUAGAAAAAAUUAAGAAGCAAAUUGAGCAAGAAAAGUCUGAACUCCAGUCUGCUUUAGAGGAAGCAGAGGCCUCUCUUGAACAUGAAGAGGGAAAGAUUCUGCGCAUCCAGCUGGAGUUGAACCAAGUCAAGUCAGAAAUUGAUCGGAAAAUCGCUGAGAAGGAUGAAGAAAUUGAUCAGCUAAAGAGAAACCACAUUAGAGUGGUGGAGUCUAUGCAGAGCACACUGGAUGCUGAGAUCAGGAGCAGGAAUGAUGCCAUCAGGAUUAAGAAGAAGAUGGAGGGAGACCUCAAUGAAAUGGAAAUUCAGUUGAAUCACUCUAACCGCAUGGCUGCAGAGGCCCUAAGGAACUACAGGAAUACCCAAGGCAUCCUCAAGGACACACAGAUCCACCUGGAUGAUGCUCUCCGGGGCCAGGAGGACCUAAAGGAACAAUUGGCCAUGGUAGAGCGUAGAGCUAACCUGCUUCAGGCUGAAAUUGAGGAGCUGCGGGCCACCUUGGAACAAACGGAGAGGAGCAGGAAAAUUGCAGAACAAGAACUCUUGGAUGCCAGUGAACGUGUCCAGCUCUUGCACACGCAGAACACCAGUCUGAUCAAUACCAAAAAGAAGCUGGAGACAGACAUUUCCCAAAUCCAGGGAGAGAUGGAGGACAUUGUCCAAGAAGCCCGCAAUGCAGAGGAGAAAGCCAAGAAGGCCAUCACUGACGCUGCCAUGAUGGCGGAGGAGCUGAAGAAGGAACAGGACACCAGUGCCCACCUUGAGAGGAUGAAGAAGAACCUGGAGCAGACAGUGAAGGACCUACAGCACCGACUGGAUGAGGCUGAGCAGCUGGCCCUGAAGGGUGGCAAGAAGCAGAUCCAGAAAUUGGAGGCCAGAGUACGUGAACUUGAAGCGGAAGUUGAAAAUGAACAGAAGCGUAACGUUGAAACUGUCAAGGGUCUGCGCAAACAUGAGAGAAGAGUAAAGGAACUCACUUACCAAACAGAGGAAGACCGCAAGAAUGUACUCAGACUCCAGGAUCUUGUGGAUAAACUGCAAGCAAAGGUGAAAGCUUACAAGAGACAAGCUGAAGAAGCGGAGGAACAAUCCAAUGUCAAUCUUGCAAAGUUCCGCAAGAUCCAGCAUGAACUGGAGGAGGCUGAGGAAAGAGCUGACAUUGCUGAGUCCCAGGUCAACAAAUUACGUGUGAAGAGCCGGGAAGUUCACACAAAAAUUAUAAGUGAAGAGUAA
Molecule: messenger RNA, 5826 nt
Organism: Suncus etruscus (white-toothed pygmy shrew)
Lineage: Eukaryota; Metazoa; Chordata; Mammalia; Eulipotyphla; Soricidae
Gene: MYH1
Product: myosin heavy chain 1
Exons: 38
Coding region: 1-5826 (1941 amino acids)
Cellular component (GO): myosin complex
Molecular function (GO): actin filament binding; ATP binding; cytoskeletal motor activity
Source: RefSeq, a predicted model, not a curated record